Gekko japonicus is the source of this 1282-nucleotide messenger RNA. Its product is annotated as adhesion G-protein coupled receptor G5-like. Gene Ontology annotation, molecular function: G protein-coupled receptor activity. The transcript is spliced from 9 exons. Gene Ontology annotation, biological process: cell surface receptor signaling pathway; adenylate cyclase-activating G protein-coupled receptor signaling pathway. Gene Ontology annotation, cellular component: membrane. The coding region runs from base 1 to 1248 and encodes 415 amino acids. The record is from RefSeq and is a predicted model, not a curated record. Lineage: Eukaryota; Metazoa; Chordata; Lepidosauria; Squamata; Gekkonidae.
AUGAAGACCCAGACGCGACACGCCAUGAGUUUCCCGACUGCACUGACAGAGAGGGUCCGGGCCUUGCCUGCAAAGGAGAUGAGACUGGCCUGCAUUUACCUGAAAGCUUCCUGCCUCUUCCAGGAUGGAGAGAACAGUUCCCUGCUGCACGACGACAUUUUAGGUGCCACCCUUGGGGGUGUCAGCAUCACCAAUCUCAGCCAACCAGUGGAGAUCCGGUUUUGGCACAACCUCAGGCCGGCCGAUGAUUUCAACAUAACCUGUGUCUUCUGGAUGGAAGGAGAAGGAGAGGGCAGCCUGGGAACAUGGAGAUCCUUUGGUUGCAAAACUCUCACCCAGGAAGGCAUCGUUGUGUGCCAGUGUUACCACCUCACCUAUUUUGCUGUUCUGUUGCAAAUCUCUCCACCCACCUUGGAUGAAGGUCUGUUGGUCGCUUUAACCUACAUAACUUCCAUUGGCUGCAGUGUGUCAGCUGCUGCCUGUCUGCUCACUGUCUGCCUGUACUGUUGCUCCAGGAAGAAGCAACAGGACUUCACUACAAAAAUACACAUGUACCUCCUGGCAGCUCUUUUUUUACUGAACACGUCAUUCUUGGUCAGCAGGCUGCUGGCAUCGGUCACUACCGCGUGGCCAUGCCAGGUUGCUGCGGUAUUCCUCCAUUACUCAUUGCUUUGUGGCUUGACCUGGAUGGCGCUCGAAGGUUUCCAUCUCUACAUGCUCGUGAUUCGAGUCUACAAUUUGUACAUAAGACGUUACCUCCUCAAGCUGUGUGCUGUUGGCUGGGGGCUCCCUGGCUUAGCAGUCGUGACCAUCUUCCUGAUCAACAAACAGGCUUACGGCAUCCACAAUACCAAAACCAACUCUCCUCACAGCAACGAGACCAUGUGUUGGAUCACAUCCAUCAAAGUACAGUACUUCAACGUGAUUUACCUCAGCGGCACUGUGCUUUUCAAUAUGAGCAUCUUGACCCUUGUGGUUCGGCAGCUGAGGCGGCUCAAAGCUAAUUCUCCUCAGCAGAAAGAGCAUUCCUGUAGGGACAUGGUGUCAGUUCUUGGAUUGACAUGUCUCCUGGGCACUACCUGGACACCGGCGAUCUUCUCAUUUGGGGUCUUCUCCAUCCCACUGCUCGUCCUGUUCACCGUCCUCAACUCGCUUCAAGGGCUCGUCAUCUGCCUCUGGUACUGCACCUUGAGAUGCCGCUCACAGGCAAGUGUCUCAGGAGGGACUUCUCAUCCGUCAUCUCAAUAACUGCAGCAUCACGGGAAAGGUGAUGACCCCAGGC